Messenger RNA from Racocetra persica, 306 nucleotides. The record is from the annotation of a GenBank genome assembly. NCBI's taxonomy places the organism in Eukaryota, Fungi, Glomeromycota, Glomeromycetes, Diversisporales, Gigasporaceae.
GGAAGUAAGAACAAGAUUAGGCGCGCCAAAGAAAAAAGCAAAUGCUUAAGAGACAAGAACAAAACCAAUUAUAAAGCAGCGCCAAAGAAUAAAGCCAAUGCUAAGGGAGAAAUAAUGCCAGUGCUUAAUGGAGGUAAGAACAAGAUCAGUUAUUUUGAGGAAAAAUUAUGUCGCGGCAAAGCACCACCAAUGUCGAAUGCGAAAGCCAACGAAGCAACGUCGAAUGCAAAAGCCAACGGAAGAUAUAAAGCCAACGUUCAUAAAGAAUAUUCAAACCAAACGCCAAGAAAGAGAAGACAGAAGUAG